UUAUUGCGCGGCAGGAACGACGUGGAAUGUUUAUUCGGCCAGCUGUGGUGAGUUUACUUUCAAAUGUCAGUUACCCACGUAUUGACAAAUUGUAUUGAUGUAAAAGCAUUGUUUUAGUUUACUUACUUUUUUACGCAUGUAUCAUGACCCCUCAACACGCUGCCGGCGUCUCACUUUUUCUCGGCGCCUCUUUUUUGGCUUGGAAUGCAUAUCGAGCGAAACAACGAAACGAUAAAGAACGCGCGCUCUCCGCAGGAACCGUCCAAGGGCGAGAGUCCGAGAGAUCGCGCCAGCGGGUGCGUUUUGCACACUCGGAUACUGUUCUGACAAGACGACGGAGGUCUCUGUCCACGGAGAUCGAGUACCGUCAGCGGCUCAGUUCAGACUCUUCGCUGCUGGUCAACCUUCCCGGAGCGACCGUCUCCGCGUCCUCCGCCCCCGGCCCCUCCGCCCCCUCCCCCUCAGCCACCACCGUCGCCACCGACGCUGCCUCCUCACGCACCGUCGCCGGCGGCGGUGCAGACGCCGCCACCCCCUCCCGCCCCGCCGCCGCCGUCGGCGCCGUCGCCGCCGAGCCGGCCGGGGGCGACAUGGCUCAGUCGGUGACCAGCCUGUCCUCGGACUCUUCUCGGGAGAGAGGACGCACCCAGAGAGCGUCAUCGCGUGCCUGGUCGGCGCCGCCUCGCCGUCAACUGUCGCCCAAAACCAGUCGGGAGCUGAUUGAUCAUGAUCCGUCGGCAAUCAUCCAUCCAGUGCUGGAUCACUCAAAGGGAGUGGAUGAAACAGACGAGACGCAAUUUUUCGCGUACACCUUUGGACAAGGCCUGUUCAGAAGCGGACCGCAGGACCCCAGUGACGACACCGAUCUCGGCGCGCUGGUAUCACCUCCGUCGGCCACCAGUACCGGUAAACGCCAGACCUCUCGCUGGCGGCCGCCCCAGCGGCGCAAAGCCAUCACCUUCAAACGCCAGCAAAAAUUCGGCGUCGAUGUCCGUCCCAUCGACUCGUGCAAGUCAGACUUUUCGUUUGUGCUGCUGUGUACCUCGGACGAGGAAAUACCUCUCGCCUGCACUACCGCCCUGAGUCUGAGGAAAGAAGGCACAACCGCCUCCAUCGCUUGUAUAGUGGCGCUACCCACCGAGCUGUCGUCUCAGAGAAGGCUGUUGCUGCAGCUGCACAUGGACGAGAUCCUGGUGGCGCGCCAGCUGGCCGAACAGACGGCGCUGGCCCCGCUGCUAACCAGCCGUCCGCAGCUGGCACUGCUGCUGCUCUGGAAGCUGCCGCGCUGGCGCUGCGUCUUCGUCAGCAACCACUGCCUGGCGAUCCGAUGCGCCGACACGUUGUUUCAUACCGGCGCCGACUUCGCCGCUGUCCAGGCACUGGGAUCGCCCUCCCUCGAUGUCACCAUGUUCAGCGCCAAACCGUCCAACGCCACCUUCGGCAAGCUGGCCAAGAUGGCGCUCACGUCACCGGCAGCGGACGUCUCCACACUGCUGAACUCCUACCUGGGCACGGCCAACCACCUGUCUCGGGUGCCCAUGGACCAGGCCGACGGCCCGGAGAGAUUCUGCAGGGUGUCGGUGCUCUUCAACUUUACCAGAGAGAGACUGCAGAAGGACACCAUCCUCCCCAGCGUCAAGAUAUUCAACUUCGGCUCGGCGCUGCCGGUCUGGCUCGACUCGGGUCUGCCGGACGACGUGCCUGCUGUCGUGGCUAAACUGUUCGCUCGCUGGUCCGUGCUGCGGGCCAUCAUCGAUCCCGAGCUACCCUGUGGCGCCGGAGAGCGUUCGAGCGCACCCCCGUCCGCGCACGGAGAGCUAACGGCGCCCUACGAGAGCGCGCCCUGGCACCCGAGUCAGGCCACUGUGGAGGAGGUGGUGGCAGCUGAUCAUCGCGCCGAGAAAAUCAAACCCACCACUGAGACGUACGGCAGUCAGCCGCCGCUGUGGCGUAAUACGGGACGCUGAGGGCUGCCGGGGGGAGGGGGAGAGGCGGGGUGGACACUGGACAGUGGACACAUAUAUACUGGACAGGUGGAGAGGAGAGAUGGAUAGAAAAGCGGAGGCAUGGGGAGGCGGGUGAUGCAAAAAUAGUGAAAAUAAUCAUAUUCCCAGAAAUAACUUUAAAAUAUUUGAGUAUCAUGAUUUUUAUAUGUUGAUGACCAUUGUUUGAUUAUGCUAGUAAGAUAAUAUGUGUAGAGAAAGUGAUUACUGAAGUAAGUAGUGAUGUAAACGAGCUUGUACGAAUCACAGUUCAGUGACGAUAUGCUCCAAGAAUACAACGAAUGACAUUCC
This is a messenger RNA of Amphibalanus amphitrite, 2294 nucleotides long. RefSeq lists its product as uncharacterized. The record is from RefSeq and is a predicted model, not a curated record. Bases 144 to 1967 code for a protein of 607 amino acids. The transcript is spliced from 9 exons. Lineage: Eukaryota; Metazoa; Arthropoda; Thecostraca; Balanomorpha; Balanidae.